GUCUGGCAUGAUUUCAUCACCCCCCAAUGGCGACGUUGUCAACGCUGCAAAUGGCACAGGACGCCCUUCAGACGAUAAACGCGAUGUUGCCCAGCCGCCUCCCGACGCUUCCUUCGAACGUACUGGGUCUUCCGCGUCAGAGGCCAACUCUACCUCUGCCACGAACACAGAUGCCACUCAUCGCGGUGAAAAGCAGAUCAAGCCAAACAAAGUAUACAUUGGCGGACUCCCCGAACACACCCGCAAGGAAGACCUCGAAAGUUGUUUCGGCAAGAUUGGCAAGAUAGUAGCUAUUGAGCUUAAAGUCGGUUAUGGCUUCGUGGAAUUCGAUAGCCGCGAAGCCGCGGAGGAAAGUGUCGCAAAAUAUCAUGAAGGUUUUUUCAUGGGCAACAAAAUACGUGUCGAGCUGUCUCAUGGCGGUGGGAGAACAGCAAAAUAUAGCAACGACCCUGGUGCUUGCUUCAAAUGUGGCCAGGUUGGUCACUGGGCUCGUGAAUGCCCGAAUUCUACUACUGGGGAUUCCCGCCGUAGUUCUGCGCCGUUGAUAGAUCGUAUUCAGCCUCCUAGGGACUAUCCUCCUCCGCCGCCUCCUCGCGACUACCCCUCGUAUGACUAUGCUAGGUAUCCUCCUCCCAGGGAUCCUCGCUACGGCUAUGACUAUCCGCCUCCUCCACCUGGGCGUGACUUCAGGCGACCACCUUCGCCGCCGCCGCCGCCGCCUCGUGACUAUCGAGAUUACCCGCCUCCUGCUGUUGCGCGCCCCGGUAGAGACAUGGACGAUUACAGGACGAGAGGUCCUCCUCCAUCUCGCUAUGAUGCUCGAUCCGGCUACUAUCCUGAACCUGAGCUUCCUCCCUCUGGUUAUCCCCCGCGCUAUCCUCCGCCUCCGUCUCGUGACUACUAUGACCGCCAUGACAGGAGACCGCCACCGCCUGGCGACAGAUAUGCACCUUACCCUCCUCCACCUGUCAGACCCCGGUCGCCUCCUGGCCCACCUCCGAGGUCUAGGGAAGAUUAUGACCGACCUCCACCUCGUGAUUAUCCUCCUCCCGCUGAAUACCGUGGCCGACCAGCUUCUCCACCCGCUAGAUACGCGGAUUACCCUCGCGGUGCAAGCGCAGAAGCACCUAGCUACCGACGACGCUCUCAAAGUCCUCCACCCCGUUCUGGAUCUGGUGCUGGCUAUGACUCUUACCCAUCUCGCUCUGUUGGGCCGACCUACAAUGGCAGUUCUGGCGUCUAUGCAGGCAACGGCUACUCUGGCUCAGCACCGUCUCGGAGUGGUGCCAACUCUAGGGACUAUCCCCCGCCUCGCUCACGGGACUCCGAUGGUGGGUAUAGAAGGCCCUAAUUGACGCGCUGGUUGUUUGCCAUCUAGAGUUUGAUUAUGUUUAGUGUUUUUCAGUCGUGGAUUUUUGACAUCCUCGUCGUAUCUUAACCUCUCGUAUGAUCUCUUGCCAAUGGUAUUCCUUACUCAAUAUCUGUUAAUUUUACGCGUACCGUGUUCUUGUGUAUUCACC
Molecule: messenger RNA, 1520 nt
Organism: Phanerochaete carnosa HHB-10118-sp
Lineage: Eukaryota; Fungi; Basidiomycota; Agaricomycetes; Polyporales; Phanerochaetaceae
Exons: 8
Coding region: 8-1351 (447 amino acids)
Biological process (GO): mRNA splicing, via spliceosome
Cellular component (GO): cytoplasm; ASAP complex; nucleoplasm
Molecular function (GO): RNA binding; zinc ion binding
Source: RefSeq, a predicted model, not a curated record